AUGGACCACCUCAAUGGUACAGCAUCCAUUGCAACCCCGCUGCUGAUACACGUUGAGAGACUCCCUGAAACCUCCAGGCUCCAGCUCCAGACGAGAAGACAAGAUGGCCGACUUGCAGUUUUCAUCCUCUUGGUCGCUGUCACAUUUGUGAGCGCCGCUGUCAUCAACGAGAAACCUGAAUACUGUUCUGAGCCCUCGGUGCCAGGCCUGUGCAUGGCCUAUUUCCCGAGAUACUUCUAUAAUGCCGCGACCAAGAAGUGCGAGCAGUUCAUCUAUGGCGGCUGCGGCGGCAACUCCAACAACUUCUUCACUCUCACCGACUGCCAGUCCACCUGCGAAGAUUAAAGGCGCGUGUCACAACAAGGUCCGGAACUAAUGCGAUGAAACUUCUCCUCCAUAAACUGUAUACAACUAGCAACAUGAUUUGUGGAUAGAACCGUGACAUUUUAUACAAUCUUUAAAUAAAUUUACAGUGAGCAAUAUUCAACUUGGUGAACAGAAAAGCAGUUUGGUCAUACAUUGAAUUUCUACAAAAAGGUAGUCGCUGUUUGUGAGGUGUGUGUCCAGUCGCUUCGCUGUACAUGCAUGUGGACAUUUGUAUCUCUACAACAACAGGUUCCUACCCGCCCAACUUUUCUUUUUCCAUGUACACGUGUACGUGCGUUGAUUCCCUUCACUAAGGAAAACUCUCACCCUAGCUCCAUUGCACCCACCUAAAAAUUGGCACAAAUCUUUCAUAAAACAUGAGAUUGUGUCUGAAAAAAUGGGUCGGGCAAGUCUUAUACCUCUUGGAAUCUUUUAGACUUUUUAGAGUUGCUGUAGUUUCCCACUUCGUGCACCAUUCUGUUUUCUUCUUUCUCUGGUUGAUAUAUCGGAGAACGAGAUAAAAACCAAACAGUUUAAUUUUUUUUUCAUAUUUGGAAAUGAUGAAUAAUUCUUCAAGAAAAAUAAAAUGCUUUAAAGUAUA
Pomacea canaliculata is the source of this 967-nucleotide messenger RNA. RefSeq names its product kappaPI-stichotoxin-Shd2a-like. The record is from RefSeq and is a predicted model, not a curated record. The transcript is spliced from 3 exons. Lineage: Eukaryota; Metazoa; Mollusca; Gastropoda; Architaenioglossa; Ampullariidae. The coding region runs from base 1 to 345 and encodes 114 amino acids. Gene Ontology annotation, molecular function: serine-type endopeptidase inhibitor activity.